CAACAAAACUGUGGCCACGCUGGAGACGAAUGCUAGCACCAGCAGCAGCUGUGACAACAGCACUGCCAGUCCUUCCGCCGACGUCCGAUUCGUGCCGCCCAGCAUACAGACCCUAACCGGUGUCCGACUGUACGCGCAGCAGAUGAAAGCUUGUCUGGUGAAGCGGCUGCAUUAUGUACAACGCAGCAAACGUGGUUGGUUCCUGGAGAUGGUCCUACCGGUCUGCACAAUCCUCAUACUCAUGGCAGUGACCUCGGGCUUUCACGUGGCCAGCGAACAGCCCAACAUGCCUCUUCAUCCCUGGCUCAUGGCUGAUCUGGGAACUCCACCACAAUUGGCCACAUUCUUUGCAACUAAUGUCUGGGCGAACGAGCUGACCACGCCAAACCACAGUGGUGGUCGUUUUCUGUGUGACCUGGAGGCAGUGGGGGGAUUUGAACCGCCGACCUGGCCGUUAGCGACUUCAGACCUUCUCUACAAUCUCACCGGUUACAACAUCUCUGACUACCUGCUGAAGACGCGCUCCAGUUUCAUCCUCAAACGCUACGGGGGCUUGGAAUUUGUCGCUGUACAGGAUCCUACUCAUAUUGGCGCAGCGCAUGCCUUUCUGUCCAAUCGGACGCUAAUCACCGGCCUCCUCGAGGAGAACUUUAACGACACCCAUUUCGCGAUCCUUGCAUCCACGCACCCAAUGGCGCCGCCAGAUGUGAAGCCCACAAAGCUGGAUAGACACCAUCUGCAGAGCAUAAUGAUUGAGCUGAUUAAGUCCAUGGGUACUAUCCUCGCGCUCUCCUACGUGCCCGCCAGCUUUGUCAUCUUCCUCAUUCGUGAGCGCUGUGUCGGCUCAAAGAGUCUGCAAUUCAUGUCGGGACUGAAUCGCACAAUAUACUGGCUCUCCGCGUACCUCUGGGAUGUCUGCAACUUCCUGGUGCCCGUCAUCAUCAUCAUCCUCAUAUUCCUCGCCUUUCACGAAGAGGCCUACGUGGGCGCGGACAGUGUGGGCGCUUUCAUC
Messenger RNA from Dibothriocephalus latus, 1012 nucleotides. The record is from the annotation of a GenBank genome assembly. NCBI's taxonomy places the organism in Eukaryota, Metazoa, Platyhelminthes, Cestoda, Diphyllobothriidea, Diphyllobothriidae.